GAAGAAGAAGAAGAUAAUUAGGAAGGCAACAAAACAAGUUUGUCAGCAGAAGUUAGUGGUUUAAACUCGGCUGCAGGGAUAUAAAGUUAUCUUCCUAUAUUGAGUUUCCCGAGAGAGUUUAAGACGUUUGUGUUUAACCACAUUAAGACGGUGAAACUCUUCUUCUCUCUGUUUAGCUGCAUGGAGACCAAAGCGCCUGUUGUGCUGAACUCGCUUCCUCCUUACGGACAUGUUAUUGCCAGCGAGAAAUGGAGAAACUCGUCCCUCAUUCAAAGCUUAAAGGGUGGAGGAGUGAAAAUCCUCUUUGAGAAUGAGCUCGGUGUGGCAGAUUUCCACCUGCCCAACAAAAGCUGCGUCCUCUACGUGUCUGAGUGCGACAUCAUAGCAGGAAACAGCUACAAGAGGAAACUGGUUCGCUACAGAAAUGGCAGCAGUAGUUUCCAGGAGCUGGUGCUGGUGGAGAACACCAGACUCAGUGAGCAGUACUUCUCUGCUGUGCAGAAGUUUGUGGUGUUUGACCUCGGCCUGACUCUACUGCCGGUCAGCGGGCAGACUGAGGCCUCGCAGCUCAUUGCUCAGAUCGUUCACGGGGAGGGCCGAGAGAACCCCUUCAGGAGGAGGACUUCAUCUCGGCUGUUGGACCCGCUGGUCCCGGCUCUGGUCCAGCAGGUCCCCGGGGUCGGCAGGGUCAAAGCUCUGGCCCUGCUGCGGCACUUCUCCAGCAUCCGGCAGCUCUGCAACGCGGCCCCUGCUGAGCUGGAGCCCAUCGUGGGUCAGGCUGCAGCUCAGCAAAUCCACAGCUUCUUCCACAAAGACACUGCUGCAGGAACCUGAAGGCUCGACCCUGGGUCUUUAUCUAACCAGGAAGGUUUGGAUUUGAUGCUAGUGCAGAUACACUUUGGCUCACAUGGACACCAAGUCUUUAUUUGAACGUUCACUUGACACCAGCUGGUGAAACAUGACCAGCUGUGAGACUAGAAAUGGGACGUGUGUGUGUGUGUGUGAAAGAGUAAUUUAGAAAGUCAGCAAAUAUUUUCCACAUUAUGUGAAUAAAAACUAAAUACAUUAGCAUGUUUAUAUACUGUAUACAGAAAGCAGUGAUGGUGCAGUCAGUGGUUUGUCUGUUAGUAGACUGAUACGUGUGGUCAGACGGUUUUUGCACUUUGUUUUUAAGGAGGAUGUCAGAGGGCAGCAGUGAAAUGAAGGACUGAAAACAAACAGUCCAUUUUGCUGUGACAUGUAGAUUACAUAAACUGACCAUCAGCAUCCAGCUAUAUAAUGACAAGAUGCAGAAAAAAGGUUAAAUACACGUCCUUAUGAGGAAA
Micropterus salmoides (largemouth bass) is the source of this 1325-nucleotide messenger RNA. RefSeq names its product Fanconi anemia core complex-associated protein 24-like. The coding region runs from base 181 to 834 and encodes 217 amino acids. NCBI's taxonomy places the organism in Eukaryota, Metazoa, Chordata, Actinopteri, Centrarchiformes, Centrarchidae. The transcript has 4 exons. Gene Ontology annotation, cellular component: Fanconi anaemia nuclear complex. Gene Ontology annotation, molecular function: chromatin binding. Gene Ontology annotation, biological process: interstrand cross-link repair. The record is from RefSeq and is a predicted model, not a curated record.